Fusarium proliferatum ET1 is the source of this 2547-nucleotide messenger RNA. RefSeq lists its product as uncharacterized. The record is from RefSeq and is a predicted model, not a curated record. Lineage: Eukaryota; Fungi; Ascomycota; Sordariomycetes; Hypocreales; Nectriaceae. The transcript has a single exon. The coding region runs from base 1 to 2547 and encodes 848 amino acids.
AUGGGCAAGUUUGCAUUCCCAGGCCGCAAGAAGCAGCCUCCAAAGGUGACCGUCACCGCACCGCCCAUGAGCAAAGCUCAAAAGAUUCUCGGAUCGACAGCUCUUAACAUCGACGCUCCUCAGCAAUGGGACAACUUCUCCAGCUCAAAGGUCAACCUGGCGGCACCUGGCGGUCCUGAGACAUCCCAGACGCAGCUAAGCCACAGCCAUGGCCAUGGCUCUCCUGUGAGACAUGAUCGUGGAAUGCGGGAAUGGGGAGAUGAGUCGGAGAUCGUGCCGCGCCAAUUCAGAGUCAAUGGAGCGCCUACUGAUGAGUACGACGAGGAUAUGUCUGACAUGACAAGCAUUCUCCGGAAACGACAGUCUUCUUCGACGCUUCAUUCUUGGUAUGACAAGACUAAGCAACCCCUCGCCAUAUCCCAGCAGACGUCGGCUUCGGCCAUGGCGAAAGGACUACCGUCGAAAGCGGAAAGAAUGCUGGAUAUGGAGAACUCCAUUGCGGAGGCUAAGCUAAGGAAAAAGAAGCCUGCAAAACUGGAUUUGUCCCAUCUCAUGGGGCGAUCUCGAGGCAAGAAGACCGAGCCUCAAUGGCAGGGUCCGAUGCUGGGCCAAGUUGUUCGAUCACCGUCUAUCCUGUCGCCAACAAGCACACCAUCUCUACGAGGCAAGCUUUCAAGGCGGCCUACGAAGGAGAGUCUGAGGUCAAUGAACUCGGAAGAUGCCAAUCGACCAAAGACGGGCGAGAGCAACAACCGCAGACCACACAACCACCUAAACGGGCUACCUAACCUCUACGAGCAUUACGAGCAAAUGUCUUUCCGCUCAAUCGCUGACGAUGAGUUGGAUCUGCCGGAUCCGGUCGAAAAGACCGUGAAGAAGUCUAAAUCCAAAGACUUGCUUCAACUCAAACCCACUGUUUCUCAUCAAAGCAAGCAUGAGCAUCGACCCAUACCACCGGCUCAUGACGAGCAAAUCAUUUCACAAUACGCUAAACGCAAUUUACCUCAAACACCCCAAGCUAUCCUGGCCAGCAAACCUGGUCAAUCUUCACCUACAGACUGCGCUGCUAGUGUUUCUAGUAGACACACCAGGACGUCUAAGGCUUCGAAGCGCACCAGUAGGAGUUUCCAAGAGUCGGAUCUUCAGGAAAAGAGUGUUCUAUCGCUCUCUUCGGACUCCGAAGAUGAUGUUUACAUUGACUCAUCUUCAAAGGGCCCUGCAUCGAUUCCAGAGUAUGCCACAUCGGAAGCUGGAUCUUCUAUCGACUUUCGCCCAAGCACCGCUCGAACGAGCUCGAGUGCCGAUAACAGCUCAAAGCGACUCAGCAGAUCGAGCAAGCGAACAUCAAGCUCCAACAAUUAUCUGACUAUCCCCAAUGGCCACCAUCGAAAUCCUAUCGUGGCUCCGCGAACCAGUUCCCUUUCUGGAAGCUCGACGAACACGAUUCAGGAGGGUACCGCUGGGCAAUCACCAUCACAAAGCAUAUCCAGCUCAUCAGCAAACACGUCGAAUACAUGGCAAAGCAAGCCAAGUCUCAACUCUCAAGAAGCAAAGGUUAUCGCCUUGUAUCCCGACCAGGGACGUUCAGAUUCUACUGAUUCCGAGCAAGACAAGGAAGCGGAUUCUGAGAACGAUCCUGAACCAGAGCUCGACUUCCUUCCUGCGAUGAGAUACGUUCCCCACGAAUCUAUCUCUACCAACGCCGAUGCGCCCACGCCCCCUCUGAGCCCAAGCUCCGUCGACUUCUACAUACGCUCUGCACACUCUUCCAUCGAUGGCAAGGGAAGCCAUAACCGCUUCAUGGCUGUUACACGCCAGGAGGAGAUGCUUCUGGCCGCCCUCCGCCACAAGCGACAGAUCAUGCGCGGCUCUAUCCUCUCUGAGAUGGAAGAGAACAGCCGAAGCGAGAAAGCCAAUCAUAAGGGUCACCAGUCGAAGCCCUCCGAGGCCACCAUCACCGAAGAGACCUUCGAUCUUGACCUGGAUUUCCCAGCUCCUCCUACCUUCAAGGAUAAGACAACUGUUGCUGCUGAUGGCACUACCGUUAUCGACCUGAGUCACCAAAAUUGGUCUGGCAAAUCUGAAGCAACCACUUCUACACAUCACUCUAAUGAAAAGGUUCAUGAGCCUAAACCUCAUAACAAUGAUCACCACCAGCGCGAGCGUAUUCUUCUUUAUAUCGAUAAGGGUCUUGCGGCAGAGCACUCCAUCGAGGAUGCUGAGCCCAGCCCUGAUCUGAGCGACUUCUACGACUACGAGUUCGAAGACGAAUCUGAGGGUUCAGAGGUUGUCCCUGAGGGUGUCAUGUACACCCAGCAGCGUCGCCACAGCGAUCGAAAGGAGCGUCAGUCAGUUGUGAAGCGCCAAACGAGCCGAUCGCGUCAACGAAGCCCUCAACCUCAUAGCGAGAAUCUCGAGGUUGGCGUUCCUCGACCUGACAGCCCCAUCUCUCCUGAUGCUCUUUCGACUGCGGCUCCUCGAGUCAACAAGAAGAUGGCUCGUCUGAGUGCUGUUGGACCCCCUGCGAAAUGGGGGUUUGAGGACUAG